AUGAUGAUGGUGGUGGCGGCUGCUGACAGUCAUGCCUGCAAUGUUUAUCAACACUGUCACUGUUUGCUACUAAACACGAGAAGUACUCGCCCGGCAUUGGUGCAUUCAUAUUAUCGGACCUGAUUGCAGCUAUUAGCCCGGCCACCGGCGGAUUAAUAGUCUCAGAACCGAAGUUACCCGGUACUGAUGGAUAAACGUUAUCGUCAGAUUACAUUAAUGGAUUAAAGCCAACGGCCGAGUACUGACCUAUUAAUCUUAUCAUAACAGUAUGCAGAUGGAUUAAAGGUGCUGGAACGUAUAUUGGUGGAUUAAUAGGGUUUAGACUGUAUGCUGGCGGUUGAAGAUAUUUAACCGGAUACCAGAGGAUUAACGGAUUCGGAUCCAAGCUUUGGAAGUUAAAAAGUAUGAAACCAGGUGCUUACGGAUUAAUCAGGGCAGAACCAGAUUAUUGUGACAUCAUAUCCCAUCAGUAGAUAUCUAUUUCAUAUUGGUUUGGACCAUAUACAAGAAAGAGGCAGAGAGAAAGCGAAAUAAUUAUCAGAAAUAAGAGGAAAUACUUACCCGAGGAUAUAUAUUAACGUAAACAAAUACAACAUCAACCAUGAAUUCAAGCGAAGAAGAGGAUUAUGAAUAUGAUUACGAUAAAACAGUUUCUAUUAUUCCUCUGGAAGAAUUGGUCCCGGUAUCGAUUGUGUACAGUAUUACACUGUUCCUCGGUGUGACAGGAAAUUCGUUGGUUAUUUUCUGCAUUCUCAGGUACAAUAGAAUGAGAAGCAUUACAAAUAUAUUACUAUUGAGUCUUGCGUCUGCAGAUCUGCUGCUCGUUGUGAUCUGUGUACCGAUUAAGGGUGUGGCAUUUUUUUCCUUUACGUGGACCAUGGGAGAAGUCUUAUGCAAAGCUGUUCACUAUUUGCAGAAUGUGUCCAUGCUUUGUUCCGUUUUCACAUUAACGGUCAUCAGCAUAGAGAGGUACAUUGCUAUUCGACAUCCCUUGAAGGCAAAGUACAUAUGUACGCUGGUGCAUGCGAGGUUAGUGAUAAUGGGCGUCUGGAUUUUGUCGUUCAUCGGAUCCCUUCCUGUUUUGUUUGGACAAAGACACAUUGAAGUUGGAAUGAGACGCAAAGGAUAUUACUGCUUACGAGAAUGGCAAAAGCCUUUCUUUGAGAAGAUCUAUGAACUUUAUAUGCUGACAGUGAUGCUCAUAAUCCCGUCGUUUGUGAUGACAAUUGCUUACCUCGGUAUCUGUUUCGAGAUGUGGAAUGUUUCGUAUCGUAGAGCCGAUAUGAGAAGCGGCAGGUUUUUACGCAAAGUAGUGAAAAUGCUUGUCGUCGUCGUUUUGCUGUUUAUUAUCUGCUGGGCACCAAUUCUUAUCAACAACGUGAUGAUCGGAUUCGAUUACCUACCCCGAUUGCAUUACGGGUAUUUGAAACCGAUGCGUAUGGCUUUUAACCUGAUGGCGUACUUCAACAGUUGCAUAAAUCCAAUUGUAUAUUCGUUUAUGUCGAAAAACUUCCGUGAGAAAUUCAAACAUUCGUUCCGUACUUUAUUUCGUGGUCGAUUCACUGGAGCGGAUCGCAUCUGGACGCAGCGCGGGACGGUGUCGUUCACAACGAGAAGUACGUCACUGAACCGUAGCAAAAUGUACUCAAUGAAAGAACCCGUAGAGAAAGACGUUAGUAUUUCCAGCGUUACUGAAAACUGCAAAAUUGUUUUGGUACCGGACUAAUCCUUAUAUUGCAGAACAACCAAAAGAUGAAAUAAAAAAAAUUAACAAAAAAAAAAAAAAACAGGAUAAAAAAUAAUAGUAAAAGAAAGACUUGUCUUAGCAACGAAAUGCUGUUGAUUGAUGUUGUUGGAUAUUGUUGUUCUUGUUAUAAUUUUGUCUAUUUUUCGCAUUUUUGUUAUAUAUUUAUUUCAUUUUAUUCUUUUAUUAUCAUUAUUUUUCUCUGAAGUAUUUCAGAAGAAUUCGUUGUCGUUUACCAUUUUUGAAAUAAAGGAAAUUUAAGAUUUAAAAUAUGAUAAAA
Messenger RNA from Octopus bimaculoides (California two-spot octopus), 2024 nucleotides. RefSeq names its product cholecystokinin receptor. Gene Ontology annotation, biological process: G protein-coupled receptor signaling pathway. The record is from RefSeq and is a predicted model, not a curated record. Gene Ontology annotation, molecular function: neuropeptide Y receptor activity. Gene Ontology annotation, cellular component: plasma membrane. NCBI's taxonomy places the organism in Eukaryota, Metazoa, Mollusca, Cephalopoda, Octopoda, Octopodidae.